This is a messenger RNA of Radiomyces spectabilis, 530 nucleotides long. RefSeq names its product 50S ribosomal protein L36e. Gene Ontology annotation, molecular function: structural constituent of ribosome. The transcript is spliced from 2 exons. Gene Ontology annotation, cellular component: cytosolic large ribosomal subunit; ribosome. Gene Ontology annotation, biological process: cytoplasmic translation. Bases 17 to 322 code for a protein of 101 amino acids. The record is from RefSeq and is a predicted model, not a curated record. NCBI's taxonomy places the organism in Eukaryota, Fungi, Mucoromycota, Mucoromycetes, Mucorales, Radiomycetaceae.
CCGAAUCACAUCACAAAUGGCUGCUUCCAAGUCUGGCAUCGCUGUUGGUCUCAACAAGGGACACAUCGUCACCCGUCGUGAGCUCAAGCCUACCGUUUCCUACCGCAAGGGUGCCGCCUCCAAGCGUACUACCUUUGUCAAGAGCAUCGUCCGUGAAGUUGCUGGCUUUGCUCCUUAUGAACGUCGUGUCAUGGAAUUGAUCAAGAACUCCAAGGAUAAGCGUGCCAAGAAGCUUACCAAGAAGAGACUCGGAACUUUCCUCCGUGCCAAGAAGAAGAUUGAUGAGCUCCAAGCUGUCAUUGCCGAGUCUCGCCGUCAUUAAAACGUUGAUUCGUUCUGCAUAGCUUGUAAUUUCGUUUUUUUCUUUUCAAAAGUAAAUCAUUAAGAGAAACGAACCAGGACAAUGGGUAAACAUACCCGAUUAUGCCCCCUUUUUUUUCUUGUAUUGUUGACGAUGAUAAGCGGACCAUGAGGAUGUUCAGAAAAUUUCAUCAAUCUCAGGCAGUAAAUUUGCCUUAUUUGGAGUACGG